AUGUGCGUCAUCGAGACCCUGAAUUUCAAUCCUGUUCCAAGCGGCUCUCCAACUUGGCCUACUAUCCACACUUCAACAUCUUCUCUUGUUCCUCCACACAACUCAAACAACACUCUACAACUUCAAAACUACAUCCCACACCCCUCCAUCAUCUCCCCCACCCCAAACCAACCACACCAACCAACGCCAACCACAACCAUGGGCCUGCUCGACCCCUUCUGGAACGCCGUCGACACCACCGUCGCCGGAGCCGGCACCGCCGUCGGCGGCGCCAUCCAAUCCGUCGGCGACGGGAUAUCGCAAACCGGCCGCAACGUCGGCGACGGCAUCGCCGGCGCGGCCGGCGGCUGGGGCUCCUACGUCAACGACGGGGCCAACUACGUCAAAGACGCGACGGGCGCGGGCGGCGUACGCGUCGGCUCGGCCGGCAACCCGCUCGGGCUGGCCAAGAGCAAGGAGGCCGCGAGGACGGGCGGCUUCUCGAGCUACACGCCGUACAAGGGCGGCAACAAGGCGAGCACGAAGACGACGGAGCAGAAGGCGAUCAUGCCGGCGGCACCGAGCGCGGCGGGAAAGACGGAGCAGACGAAGGCGAGGAGUGCGGUGGGGGCGCAGGUGGCGGCUGAUGCGAGGGCGAAGGCGAUUGCGGCCGCCAAGGAGAAUUACAACAAGAAGAAGGCGGCCGGUGGGGCUGCUGCUGGCAAGGGACCGAGUGCUGGCGGUAACGCGGCUGGUCGAGGGGGCAAGGUGACCGGGAGGGCAGAGGCGUUGAAGGGCCCUGCUGGAGGCGUUACCAACGCCCCGACGAAGCCACCCGGGAACGCGGCUGGACGUGGUGGGAAGGUCGGAGGGACUGUUACGGGGAGAGGAGGUGGUGCUGCUGGUGCUGCGAAGAAGCCUGCUGGGACGGUCACUGGGAAGAAAUAG
Molecule: messenger RNA, 927 nt
Organism: Letharia columbiana
Lineage: Eukaryota; Fungi; Ascomycota; Lecanoromycetes; Lecanorales; Parmeliaceae
Exons: 1
Coding region: 1-927 (308 amino acids)
Source: RefSeq, a predicted model, not a curated record